Molecule: messenger RNA, 5387 nt
Organism: Diabrotica balteata
Lineage: Eukaryota; Metazoa; Arthropoda; Insecta; Coleoptera; Chrysomelidae
Source: the annotation of a GenBank genome assembly
GACUUGACGUAUGUGUAAUACCUGUAGUUGUUUUGUUUUUAAAUUUUGUUGUUUGUAAAAUAUAUCGAUGGUUUUAUCUAUAAAUUAUUUAAUUUGCUAUAUUAUACAUACGAAGUAGAUAUCUUCACAUAAGAAGAAAUGGAAUCUUUAGAAAUAAAUACAGCCAAAUUAGUAUUAGGAUAUUUAAGGGUCCAAAAAUGUAAAACGGCUUACAAGGAGUUUCUGAAAACAUCUUCAAAGUUGAGAAACUUAGAUUAUGCAGGGACUAAAUAUAUGCCUACGAGAUUUCUGGGACUAUCACUGGAGGAAAUAGUAGCUGAAUAUUUUGAAAUAUCCCAAAUUAUUCAAGGAAGAUUGGAAGCUACCAAUUAUUAUAAUGAACAUCAUUCAAAAUCACUACUCUCUGGACAACUUAUGUACUUAUUGACCAAAGUUCCAUCAAGUAGAUCUUCCACACCUAGCAUCAGCUACCAGGGUUCCCAAGUAGAUUGCAUGAGUCCUACUUAUAUUAAUGUAGAAGCUACCCCAGUGGAGACACUUCCUGGAAAUACUGAAAAUGAUCAUACUUUCGUACAAUCACCUAUAAGGAAGAAAGUUGUAAAUGGAAGCAGUAGAAGUUCUUCCGAAGAUUCACCAAAUGCCCAAAGGGCCGUUGAUAUAAUUGAUACAGCAGCGCUGGCACAGAACCUAAUGGAAAAUACUCAGUUCCAAGAGAAAAUAGCACAGACAAUUAAUAAAGUAGUGGAAAAACAAAAGAAAACAAAUGAAGCUGAUGAACUGAACCAGACUAUUAAAUCAGCAGUUGAAGUUGCUGAAGCAGAUCCCCUCUUUGAUGAGCUUUUGCAAGAGAUACUAGAUACAACUAAUAGUGUAGGCAACAACCAUAAAGUGUCCGAACCAACUAAUUCUGGAAUCAGCACGAAAAAGAAAGACGCAACUGAUACUAGCACAAACACAAAAGUAGUACAAGAAGGAGUUUCAGAUAAACAACCAAUCUUAGCACCUAACAAUCCUCUCACAAACAUACCAGAUAACCCACAAAUGCCGAUCGUUACAUACGAUAAUCCCUUAGACAGUUACAUUAUUACAAACAAGACAAGUGUGGCUUCAGUAACAUCCUGUGUGACCAAUCCUAUGUAUAUAAAUACUCUCCCUCCCUUGAUUAUACCUGCAAUUACACCAACCAUCAGGAUCAUUAAUAAUCCCCCUAUACCAUCAAGUUUAACGGAACCGGAUAUCAUGAAAAUGCCAAUUAUAAUAUCAGAUGACAAACCCGAACCUAAAAAAGGACGAGGUAGAAAAAAAGCUAAAGUUUUAUUACCAAAACAAAAGCCGAACGAAGUUAUCGUAGAUUCAUCCAUUCAAGAUUUUUUCAAAAAUUAUAAUCCUGGGGAUCCUAGAAUACUCCAAACAGUAGUUCCGACAAACUUACCCACUACUCAUUUAAAUAACCCUACAGUUAGAACUGGCUUAAAACGAGUAAUGUAUCCUACAACUUCGAAAAAAUCUUCAAAAGAUGCCGUUGAAACUCCAAAAGAAAAUAUAGAUAACACACAGAAGGCUAAUGUAGAUCAAACAAACAAUAACGCUGAGAAAGGUUCCGAUGAUGUAAUUGAAGUAGUAGAUUCAACUGAAAAAAUAAAUACUCCGGCUCCUCGAGAACCUUUGAAAAAGUCAACUCCAAAAAGUACAUCUCACGUGCGUAAUUUGGAUUUUUCUUCACCCCCUAAAACAAAUAAGCAAAGAAAGUCAAGUUCUUCUUCGAAAUCCAUGCCAAGCCAGAAGACUGAGGCGACCAAAGAUGUCUUAAAAAAAACAGAAACGACCCAGAAGAAUCAGGUGGCAAAAGAUCUUUUUCAAACAACAGGAACAGCCCAGAAGAAGAAAACACUCAAAGAUCUUCCUAAAACAACAGAAACAGAAAUUAAAACGUGGGAUUCUGAUUUAAGAGCUACAGUACCUGAAAAACUAGAUAAAUGUCCAAAUAGACGUAAAUGUGGACGUAAGAAAAAAGUGGUAAAAAAUGCAAAACUUAAUUCCACAACCGAACAAGAAGCGAUGCAAUUAGAAGAAGCUAUUAAAACUCCAGUAAAAAAAACGGAGGACACUGAAUUAUCAAAAGAAAAUAAUGAAAAUGAAUUAGACACAUCGAAUUUACCCGAGAAUCAAAAUAUUUUGAAUACUCAGGUUAAAACAAUCUUAUCACCUUCAAAACUUCAUAAUGCCACUAAAAAUAUCUUGGAAACUAGUAAAACAGAUGUUACAAAAUUUAUUACACCAGAAAAUAACAAACCGAAUACUCCUUGGCCGAUUAAAGCAAAUAGGAAUAUAAUGCCUAUGUUAGAGACACCUGUAAAAGUAUGUUUACCAACAACUCCGGGAGUAUCAACUCCUUUAGAUAUAAAUUUCAGUGUUAUGAGUAGUGCUACUCCUUUUACUAAAAUGCUUGAAGCUAAUCUUGACAUGAACGGACUUGAUAUCGGAUCAAUACCAACACCUUUGCCUAUAACACCUAGUUUUCCAGCUUUCACUCCAACAAUGGAUUUAUGUUCGCCUUAUUCAAACAGACCCACCGAUUAUUCCACAGGCAGUUCGUACUACCAACCUUCCGAUAAUGAACAAAAUAAAAAUCUAGAAGCUCAUUUGAGAGAAAUGGAAAAAGCAUCUACACAAGAGGCAUCUAAGCCUUACGACCAUUUACAAAUGUUUAAUAAAAAUGUAAUUGGUAAGAAAAAUCUUAAUUUAAUGAAAAAGAAUUUCGAGUCAGAUUCAUCUGAGAAUGGUAGUGAUACUGAAGAUGAAGCAGAAAAAGCUUCUUUAUCUGAAUCUGACUGUGAUGAUACAGUUAUAUUCAAAAAGGCCGUUAUUGUUGUAAGUCCUACAAAAAGAUAUUCUUUAAGAAGUAGAGCUCUAGCGGACAAAUCAAUCUCUCCGAAGAAAACUGCUGUCAGUACAAAAACUGUUAAAACACCAGCGAAAAAGGAAAACAAAAAGAACACUUCCAAAGGAAAAAAACUUGCAAACACUAGUCAAGAUUUAGAAAUAGGAACAAAGGCUGACGACGUCAAAACUGUAUUAAAGGAGUUAAAACCAACUACUGCCGUUAUGAAAGGAAUAACAACAUCGCAGUCGUCAGUUUUGGAAGAUUUAGCGAAGAAACGUCAGCGAGUAGCAGACUCUUUAAAACCAAAACCUGUACUUCCAAAAAUUAAAAAACAACCAGCCGGUAAAUUUAAAAUAAAACCGAUAGCUAAAGUAUAUACGUCCAAGAUGCAGCGAAAAAGUGAAUCUCCUAGAAAAAGAAAAAAAAUGAAGGGGCUGCGCACAGUUUUAAGUGAUUUAAGGACCAGUGAUGAUUCCGACAUUAAUUUAGAGCUAUCGUCAAGCGACGACGAAAAGGAGGCACCGAAAGAAAAUAAAAAGUUAAGUAUUGAUAAGGCUGAUCACACAGCAUCAGAUGUGGAAGCACAGAAUUUGAUUGAAGGCUUAAAAGAACGAGGCAUCCAUCUAAUGCAAAACAAGAGUCCCAAAAAGAAAAAUGGGGAAGACAAAGACUUCGUUAAUACCAGUGCAGCUCAUUUAGAGACAAUAGAUAGAGAUUCAUUUGAUAUGAAUAAGUCGGAACGUUUUACUGUCAUAAACAUGGUCCACGACGAAAAUUAUAAACCAAAAAGUAGUCAAAUUAUACUACAGAAUGAUCACAAAGUCGAGUAUAUAGGACAGCUCUAUUUGGAAUCUAUAGGAGCUGAGGUUAUUAUCCAUCUAAAACAAACUGAACUGUGUACAUUAGUUGAUAUGGAUCCUAAAAUAAUUUCGAACAAUACUACUAAACAUGACAUAGACAGCGGGAAUAAAUCAGAAUCGAAUAUUCCUGUCGAUAAAGAACAAACGAUUGCCGACAAAGUAUUAGCAAAAAGUACAGUCGAUAAAAAUACAAAUAUCGAAGGGAAUUCAAAAACUGUCAUAGAUCCUAUUACAGUUUGUGAAACCGUACUAACAGAGAAUCCUCAUUCGUAAGACCAAAGGAGAAGGUGAUUAAAGAACAGAUAAAUAAGAAGGAAUUAAAUACAAGGAACUCGACAGAAACGAAAGAAACUGAUGUAGAUAGUAAAAAAAUCGAAGAGAAAGUAACAAACCAAGGAUCUGGUUCCAAUCAAAAAGUGAUAUUGAUAGAAAAGAAAGAUGACAAGAAAAAUGAUGAAAUAGCAGAUAGUAGUAAAACGAUAUCUAAGAAUCUUGAAAAGCCGCAAACACAUCUAGCUGAAGGGAAAUCUAAUACGCAAAAAAAUACUAUAGAUGAAAUUAGCGAAUUUAUCGAAAUGAGUAAAAACAAUAAACAAUCUAUAGAAAAAUGUAUACAUGAAUCUAAUUCCGAUACACUCAAAAUACAAGAAAAUGAAAAAAAAACGAAAAAGAUAUUUUGAGGAUCCUGAUGAAGUUGUGAAAGAAAUCAUUUUAAAGAAACGCUGUAGUAUAGACAUUAAAGAAACUGUCGAAGCUGUGAACAGUAUAUUAUUAAAACCGAACCUAGACGAACAGGUAACUGAAUCCCAAGAAACGGAACAAUCAGUUGAAGUAGUCUAUGAAAAGAACGUGAAGGUCGGAAAGAGGUCCGAGGAUACUGCGGAACUUAUAGAUAGCACAAACAUAAAACAGAACUCCAAAGAAAAGGGAACUGACAACUUUGAUGUCACAGAAAGUAAAAAAACAACAGAGAAAAUUCAACCAGAUAAGCAAUCACUUAGAACGAACCCAGAUACAGAAAUAGAGUCUGAGAAAACUAGUGAAAUUGUUGAUAAUAUAACCAAACGGAAAGCGGAAGAUAAAUUGGUGAAUAAGGCAAAACAUCCAAAGCGGUUAAUACAACAAAAAUUAGAUUUACCAAAACUGACAAAAAGCAAACAUGAAGAGGACUUAAAAGUUAAAAUAAACCUCGACAAUAUAGAUAUUGAAAUUAAGUCUAAAGUGCAAGAUAAAUCAGGAAGUCCUAGAAAUGUUUCAAAUAGAAAAGAUUCGACGUGUAGUACAAGUUUUAAUGACGAUCUUAUGAAUUUUGCUGCCACGGAAAGGAUAGUGAUGAAACCACAAUUUCUGAAAGUACUUUAAAGAAAAGGAAGUUAUUACAUGAAGACUUGACAGAAAAUCCACAUGAAACAUUGCAAAGGGUUGACAUAGAAUAUUUUUUAAAUAAAAUUCACAAAACAUAAGAGAAAAAAAAACGGAUGGAAUUCGUAUAUUGUACAGUAUUUGAAGAAUGUAGUUUUAUUUCUAAGUGAUUUAUAAGUUUUUACAAAUCGUACAAUGUUAAAAAUUGUUUUAUAUAAUGUAAAUUCAUUUUAUUUAAAUGUAAAAUUAAGUUUGUUUUUUAAUAAAAAUACCGUAUAGGC